CAAAGCCUAGUUGCCCCAUCCUUUCACCCUCCCCUCUUCCCCGGCUUUUCCUUAAUUGACACCACCUCUCAGUCGCCCCCCAUCCGCACAUCCCUACCUCCAUACAAUUCCACACACCUUUGGCUGCUACACCAACUUUCCUCAGUCACACACCCAUACGUUCGCUACACGCCCGCCCCCGGCUCCGAUCUGGUUUCAAUAGCCCGGCCCGUUCCCGACAGGCCAGCCUCAGCUCGACUUUCCAUCCAGUUCCGGAAACCAAGGGCCAACGUCAUUUUCAAGAGCAUCCAGUCGUCACUUCUUUGACCAUGUCCUCCGGGAGCGGGCAUCCCGGUCUGGGCUUUGGCAGCAUUGGCGGCCAGCUCCGUCGACAGUACCAACCGCACAACGUCAACACGGCAUCCUCCAACAAGCCGUCGCCAUCGCUAUCGCAACAACACGCGUCGCCAUACCAGUCCCAGGCCUACGCGUCCCAACACACACAACAUGCUCAGCAGACACCGCAGAGCCAGUACUCGCACCACCUCUACACGACGACGACUCCCCCGAUUCCCAGCGUAUCGACCGUUCAAAAUGCCGCACGACAACCCCAGACACAGAUGCCGCCAGCGAUGCCGCGUCAACGAGCCCCUGCUCCUCGACAAAUGCAGCAACAAGCCAGCACCUUGCCGAGCUAUCUUCAACAAUCGUUGAACCAACAGCCCAUACCUCAACAGCCCUUGACUGCCCAGCAGCUAAGCCAGCAGCCCAUGAGCCAGUCGCUCGGUCAGCAAUCCCUCGGCCAGCAGUCUCUGACGCCAUCGCCCAUGAGCCAAGCGCCGCUGAGCCAGGCCCUUACACAGCAGUCUCUUGCCCAGCAAUCUCUCGCUCAACAGUCGCUCAACCAGCAGUCGCUCAACCAGUCCGUUCAGAAUGACAACUCCAUCUUGUCGCAGCAGUCAACACCACACCCGCCAUCGCAGACAACGUUGCCUCCAGUUCAGCCGCAGAUUUCCCAGGCGCAGCAGGUACAAAAGGUGCAACAAGUGCAGCAUGUACAACAGCAACCAACCCCUCCUCACCCGGAGCCCGCGGAUGCUGCUCAGGAUACCAGUCAUGAUGACGACAUGGAGAUUGGUGGACACCAGGGCGAGUCCGGAGAUGAUGAUGCGAGCAGCUCGAGGAUGAAUGACGGAACGCCUUUUGUUCCACGACAACCACGUGGUUUGAUGAUGUCAGCACCUCCGCAGGGCGGAAGCUUUGAAACCCUGGACGCCAUUCAUAAGCAUGUAUUGGAAUACUGCACUUCGGUAGGCUAUGCCGUGGUCAUUGGCCGAUCGAAAAAGACGGUUCCGGGUCUCAAGAAGGUCUUGUUUGUGUGUGACCGUGCCGGGAAGCCGCCUAAGCGGGUGAGUCCCGAGAUGCGGAAGCGCAAGACGACGUCCCGCAAGUGCGACUGCCCAUUCGGCUUCUUUGCCAUUGAGCAACGCACGCAGUGGACUAUCAGAUACCGCCCCGAUGCCAUCCACCUUCAGCACAACCACGGCCCCAGCGAAAGUCCUUUGUUACACCCCGCUGCGCGGAAGCUGGACAGCAAGAUGGUUGCUGCAGUUAAGCAGCUGAAGGAAAAUGGUGUCGGUGUUACCGAGACGCUCGAGAUCCUCCAGCAAGAUCACCCCCAUGUUCCCCUUCUCCCGCGCGAUAUCUAUAACGCCCGUGCAGCCAUCAACCGUAACCCGCAGAAGGUGGCAACUGGCUUGGCCGAGAACCGGCCCGCGAUUUACAGCAAGCCACAACCGUCAGCCGAGGAGCGUAUCCGUGCGGAUUUGCGCCGGGAGAUUGCCAAGGCAAGAGAGGAGCUCGAGAAGGUCAAGGCAGAAAGUCAAAAAGAAAUUGACGAACUCAAGGCGACACUCAACGAAAAGAACAAGAUUAUCGAAAAGUUUGAACAGUUCAUUGACAUCUGUAACCAACGGGUUAUUGUCAGGCUGAACGAUACCGGCUCGUCAAGUGCUGGGGCAGCGAGCGGAAGCUCUUGAGUAUGAAGAAAGGAUGACAGAGAGACACAGGGAAAAGAGGGAAAUAGAGAGACGAUAGCGUACUGCAAGAGUUAUGCUUGGCCCGAAAAAGUGUUUAUUUUGUUACGAGCAGGGAUUGCUUAUAGGUUAAGGCUCUCGGUGUGUUCAGGGCUCGGUUCAUGGUUUGAAGCAUAGGCGUUAAGGUUCAGCUUUAUUGGUUAUUUUAUGUCCGAGACAAGUUUUCGGUUCGAGUAUCAUGAUGGGACGGCCAGAAGGAAGCGCUGAUGGGUGGUUUAUGGGGACACUGGGAACUUGACGGCCUGAUUCAGCAGUUGAAUGCGCUGAAUUAAGUAUAGACAUUGUUGUUGGGCGAUUGCUCGAAUUGACGCUAGUGUGUUGUCGUUGUCCAGAAGCAAUCCCCCAUCGUUUAC
This is a messenger RNA of Neurospora crassa OR74A, 2428 nucleotides long. RefSeq lists its product as hypothetical. Gene Ontology annotation, molecular function: malonate-semialdehyde dehydrogenase (acetylating, [NAD(P)+]) activity; methylmalonate-semialdehyde dehydrogenase (acylating, NAD+) activity. Bases 309 to 2018 code for a protein of 569 amino acids. The record is from RefSeq and is a predicted model, not a curated record. Lineage: Eukaryota; Fungi; Ascomycota; Sordariomycetes; Sordariales; Sordariaceae. The transcript is spliced from 2 exons. Gene Ontology annotation, cellular component: mitochondrion. Gene Ontology annotation, biological process: thymine catabolic process; L-valine catabolic process.